AUGGACUUUGAGAGUCGUAUUAAAGCCUAUCGCUUUGUUGCGUAUUCCGCUGUCCUAUUUUCAAUUAUUGCUGUUUUAUCGGUUUGCGUCAGUUUGCCGAUGGUAUAUAAUUAUGUGCAUCAUGUGAGGAAGACUAUGAAUUUUGAAAUUGAUAAUUGUCGAGGAUCGGCUAAGGAAAUUUGGGAUGAAGUUAGAAUUUUGAAGAGCUCUUCAAAUCGAACAACUCGCCAGGCGAAUUAUGCGGUCGGGGGUGGUGCUCAAGGAGGUUGUGAGGCUUGUUGUACACCUGGAGCUGCUGGGCCGGCGGGUCAACCGGGGAAUCCGGGAAGACCGGGGAAACCGGGGGCUCCUGGGAACCCUGGAAAUCCUGGACGUCCGAAUACAACACCCUGUGACGCUGUUACUCCACCGCCUUGUAAGCCUUGCGCUCAAGGACCGCCUGGGCCGCCGGGUUUGCCGGGUGCGAUUGGGGAUGCUGGCCCGAAUGGAAGUCCAGGGUCACCGGGAAGUGAUGGAAUACCUGGGGGGCCUGGGAACAAGGGGCCACCGGGAGCACCGGGGAGCCCAGGAGCGCCGGGACAGCCAGGAAAACCUGGGCAAGAUGCGUCGAGUACAUCUUCUCCAGGAUUACCAGGACCUGCAGGGCCUCCAGGGCCACAAGGUCCCUCAGGACAACCAGGACCGCCGGGAAAAGAAGGAAGGCCUGGCGGGCCUGGAUUGAAAGGCUCUAAUGGAAAGCCUGGAUCAGCUGGUCGAGACGGUAAUCCGGGAAGUCCUGGGCAAUCUGGAAAUCCAGGGAGAUCAGGAGAAAAAGGAAUUUGUCCUAAGUAAGUUAAAAAAACAAAAUUUUAAAUCAAAAUGUUGCGUUUCAGAUAUUGCGCAAUUGAUGGAGGAGUCUUUUUCGAGGAUGGAACUCGUCGCUAA
This is a messenger RNA of Caenorhabditis angaria, 924 nucleotides long. Lineage: Eukaryota; Metazoa; Nematoda; Chromadorea; Rhabditida; Rhabditidae. The record is from the annotation of a GenBank genome assembly.